Molecule: messenger RNA, 978 nt
Organism: Clunio marinus
Lineage: Eukaryota; Metazoa; Arthropoda; Insecta; Diptera; Chironomidae
Source: the annotation of a GenBank genome assembly
CAAUAAUGCUACCUAGCGUUUUAAAUCUUCCUAGGUAUAAACAAAAUUGUUAAAAAAUAAAUCUUAUUUAGAUAAUCAUUUAAAACCUUAACAAAUAUAUUUAAGAAAAAAUUACACGCUACUAUCCUUAGCUUAAAGCAAUCAGAAUGCCACAAACCUUAUUCAAAAAAGGAAAGAAAGCUUCAUUACGAUCGGAACAUGAUGAUAUCUGGGAUGACACUCUUCUUAUUAAGGCAUAUGAAGAAUCAGUGCGACUUCAAAAAGAAGAAGUUGCAAAACAGCUUGCUAUGAACACAAACAAAAAACAAAAAUCUGACGAAGAGGUGGAAUCAUCAGAUGUUGAAGGUGACAUCGAUGCAGCAUCAACAUCUGGUAAUGAAGAUUUCAAAGUUGGUGAUUACGUUCGUUGCACAUUUGCUGAUGAUGGUGUAGAUUACGAAGCAGAAAUACUCUCAAUAAAUGAAAAUGGAAAUUGUAUUAUUAGGUACAUAGGAUAUGGAAAUGAAGAGCGAGUCAGUAUGGAAAACUUAGUAGCUUCAUGGGGACCAGAAGCUCGUGAAGAACAAAAGAUUCUAGCAGAAGCUGAUCAACAUGAAUCAAGCGAAAAAGAAGAGCACCACGAAGGUCUCCAUAACUUUAUUUUGAAUAAAUCUCAAGGUGUGCGUGAUGGACUUCCAGUUCCACCCAUGCCUCCGAUGCCACCAGCUAUGUUCAGCAGUUCUGGAGAAUCUGAAUAUAUGUCUGCUAUGCUUAUGUCUUGGUACAUGAGUGGGUACUAUACGGGCUUAUAUCAUGGCCGAAAACAAGUAAAAGAAGAAAUUGAAGCUGAAGAAAUGACAAGUGCAUUAUCUUCAAGUAAAGAAACGCCGAUCAAGAAAAAAAAAUUGUCAAGGAAGGGAAAGUAGAAAUUUUUAAAUUAGAAUCAGUAAGAAAAUUGUUUUUGAAAAUAAAAAUAAAGGAAAACCUUUUAUACAAACA